Molecule: messenger RNA, 3322 nt
Organism: Pelmatolapia mariae (spotted tilapia)
Lineage: Eukaryota; Metazoa; Chordata; Actinopteri; Cichliformes; Cichlidae
Gene: jakmip1
Product: janus kinase and microtubule interacting protein 1
Exons: 23
Coding region: 482-3190 (902 amino acids)
Molecular function (GO): kinase binding; GABA receptor binding; microtubule binding
Source: RefSeq, a predicted model, not a curated record
GCGUGGAGGAAAAUGUCAACGUGCAGCGCAAGAGGAGGAGAAGGCUGGAGCUGAUGAGGGUCGUGUUAUUACGAAGCUUCAGCCUUCGCGUUAGGUGCUCUAAAAUAUCUGAUAUCCGGGGAGGAAAGUUGUAAAGGGGUCGGCUGUCGGCAGUUAGCGGAGCCCGGGGUGUUGAGGAGGCGGGAGAGGUGAGUUCAUUGAGCCCUCCACAGCGAAGCGAAGCGAAGCCCAGCCUCCCUUCCUGCAUGUGAAGCAGAUUGGGCAGAGACGUUCACAAGCCUCGGGCCACUUGUGACCGCCGUUGACCUCCUAUUUCAGGUAGAAACUCUCUGCAACCUUUAGCAACAAUGUAGACUUUUCAACGUCCUGAUGAUGAUGAUGAUGCAGGGCCUUGUAGGGAGGAGGAGCAGCGACUGACUUUCUCCUCAAUUUUAUCACACCCUGCACUCUAUGUCCGUCCCGACUGGGCAGCUAGAGUGCUAUGUCAUCAACCACACCCCCAUCGGCUCAACCCUCUAAGAAGGGACGGAAGCCGGAGAAAUCGGAGGUGAUGGCUGAUUCGGUGCCGGCCACCAAUGAGGAACUGAGGAGCAAGAUCAUGGACCUUCAGAUAGAGCUACAGCAGGAGCGCGGGAAGGUAUGCAAACUCCGCGAGCGGCUCCAGGAGCAGCGGCAGGCUCGCGAACUUGAGCAACACAAGCAUGCCGUAGCACUCACUGACCUGCGUGCCAAACUCCAUGAAGAAAAGCUACGUGAAAUCGCUGCCAUACGGGAGACUCUGGCACGGCAGCAUGAAGCCGAGCUGGCCAGAACAAUCAAGAUCCGGGAUACUGAGGUUCAGAGACUGCAGGGUCUUGUGAAUGCACUGAGAGAUGGAGCUGCUGACAAGCUCAAAAAUGCCCUUCUUGCAGAGGCUAGGGAGGAAGCCAGGAGAGCCUUUGAUGGGGAGAGAAUAAAGCUCCAGCAGGAGAUUCAGGAGCAGAAAAUGGCUCGGAAGCAAGCUGAAGAGGCUCUUGCAAACGCUCUUCAGGCUGAUAAAGCCAAAGCAGCUGAUCUCCGCACAGCCUACCAACAGCACCAGGACGAGGUGCACCGCAUUAAACGUGACUGUGAGAAAGACAUCCGCCGGCUGAUGGAUGAGUUGAAGGCAAAGGACCGGGUGGUGUGCGCUCUGGAGAGGGAGCUGGGGUUACAGGCUGGCUAUGCCCAGAAGCUUCAGCUCCAAAAGGAAGCCCUGGAUGAGCAGCUGGGUCAGGUACGAGAGGCUGAGAGACACAACCAUGGCAGCCCGAAGAGAGAAGUGGUGCCUGGACUAGGAGAAAACCCAGACUUGCUCAACAACCAGUUGUUGUCUUCCUCCUCCUCUUCUCCUCUCCCCACGGCUUCACAGGAGGUGGAUGAGCGUGACAUCAGGAGGUUCCAGUUGAAGAUUGCAGAGCUCCACUCAGUCAUCAGGAAACUGGAGGACAGAAAUGCACUACUGGCCGAUGAGAGGAAUGAACUAUUGAAACGGGUGCGAGAGGCAGAGAGCCAAAUGAAGCCCAUGUUUGAGAAGAAUAAGCGGCUGUCCAAGAAAAAUGAUGACCUCCUGCAAACACUGCAGCGCAUGGAGGAGAAACUCAAGAACCUGAGCCGUGAGAAUGCUGAGAUGAAGGAAAAAGCUUCCUCCUCUCGGCCACCAUCACAGCAGCAGUCCGUUCAGGCCCAGAUGAAGCGACCAAGCUCCCUGACCGACCUGACCCACGCUCAUGAGGAACAGGAAGUAGAAUUCCUCAAGCUGCAAGUUGCUGAGCAACGCGGCAUCAUUGAUGAGCUCACGCAGGAACGUGAUCGAUUGGUGAUGAGCAAAAAGAACAGGAAGAAACCUUUCAAGCUGCCGAAAAGGCAUGUUGUGGAGACAUAUUUUGGAUUUGAUGAGGAGUCGAUAGACUCUGAAACCUCCUCACUGACCUCUUAUAACACUGACCUCACUGACCGCACGCCUGCAACUCCAGAGGAGGACUUGGAAGAGAGCGUUUCCCGUGAGGAGUCAGAGCUUCGUUUUCGUCAGCUCACUAGAGAGUACCAGGCUCUUCAGCGGGCCUACGCUCUCCUGCAGGAGCAGACUGGGGGGUCUCUUGAUGCAGAGAGGGAGGCCAGGACCCGUGAGCAGCUGCAGGUGGAGCUCAGCAGCUGCCAGGCAAAGAUCGUGGAUCUGGAGAAGGCCCUGGCUGAGCGGGGGCAGGUAAUAAAGACAGUGGAUGGGGACAGAAGCUCACUGGUCCUGCUCUCACUGGGCCUCCUGCAUGUCUGUCUGGCUGCUGUGCUCCUUGGCUGGCGCUUUGCUGACCAGGAUUCAAAGUGGGUAGAGGAGAAGCAGUACUUGCUCAGGACCAACCAGGAACUGCGUGAGAAGAUGAGUGCGCUGCAGCAGGCGGAGUCCCGGCUGCAGGCUGAGGUUCAGGAUGCUCGGGACCAAAAUGAGCUGCUGGAAUUCAGAGUCCUUGAACUGGAAGAAAGGGAGCGCAGAUCACCUGCCCUCAAUCUCCACAUGUCUGCGUUCCCUGAGAACAGCAGCAGUGCCCUGCAAGUCUACUGCCACCAGGAGGGAGUCAAGGAUGUAAUCAUUCCUGAACUGAUGAAGAAGCUGGAUAUUCUGGGAGAUAAUGGGAAUCUCAGAAAUGAAGAGCAGGUGGCUGUGAUCCAAGCAGGGACUGUGAUCUCACUCUGUGAAAAGUGGUUGAAGCAGAUAGACAGCACUGAGGCUGCCCUCACGCAGAAGAUGAUCGACUUGGAAAAUGACAAGGAGCUGUUUAGUAAGCAGAAAGGAUUCCUUGAGGAGGAGUUGGACUACAGGAAGCAGGCCUUGGACCAAGCCUACAUGAGGAUCGAGGAGCUGGAGGCCACGCUGUAUAGCGCUCUGCAGCAGGAGCAGCCGGCAUGCCAGGCGGUGGCUGAGUCGCUGACAGACAGGCAGAGGGAGGAGCUGAGGCUAGCCGUGGACAAGCUGCGGCGUCAGAUUCUCCGGCAGAGCCGGCAGUAUGACAGUCAAAUCUUACAGGAGCGCAUGGAGCUCCUACAGCAGGCCCAGCAGAGAAUAAGAGAGCUGGAGGACAGGAUUGACUUGCAAAAGAGACAAAUAAAGGAAAUAGAGGAAAAGUUUUUGUUCCUCUUUUUAUUUUUCUCUUUAGCAUUUAUUCUUUGGCCUUAAUGAAAAUGCCCAUGGACCCACAUCAGGUGUUAAGGUGCUGUGGUGGCAAGCGAAGAUGAGACAAAACCUAAUUGUUUUUUAUGCAUUUGUAGACAGUUCAACUAAACCUUAUGGCCUUUUUGAUAAAUGUGC